CAGGUUUACUAAGUAGGUGACUGUACCAUCAUUAAAAUUCUAGAAUCGCCUGUUCCACCUCUCCUCAGUUUUGUAACCGCUACGCAGAGAAACGCACGUACGCGGCUGUAUGUGCAGUGCCGUGGUAACAAUAUUUUUCAAAAAAAAAUUACGGCUGUUUUGGCGCGAGUUCAAGAAUAUUACAAAGUUAUGGAGUGCUUAAGGAUUGUAUUGUUUACGCUCGUCCUAAUCCUCAGCCUGCUCACCUCGGCAGAUUCUACAGUUCCCCAGCCAAGGGCACCUAACUUCCAGUAUUUUGAGAGGCCAAAAUACCGGUAUCCGUAUUACGACGAGAACGGACGAGGAAAGCUUCUCUACGGCUACGGAGGCCCGGAGCUGUACCAAUACAAGUCCUAUUCGCCCUUGGAAGGGAUCCAUUGACACCCAAACAUACUCAAGUAGUUAAUUGCAUCAUUUCGCCUCAGAUUGCAAAGGGAUUAUUAUAUCUCGUUAGCCGGAGACUUUCUGCUGAGAGGGACAGCUAGAGGAAGGUAUACGUCAUUUCCCAGUCGCUCUCUAGCAGAUGGUGUCCAGCGGAAGCAUAGAUUUACCAACACCUCAAGCACCUGACCGCUUAGUAUGACUCGCGUUGUCGCGCGGGACUCCAUAUCAAGCGCGACUUCAAGUAUGGAGUCGCGCGUGACAACGCAAGUCAUGCUAACCGAUCUGAAGUAAGAGCCCAGUCACGCUAAGUUUUCAAGCCAUCAGCUGCGCCAACUAUGGCACUUCAAUACAUUUUAGGUAUAUCACCGCCAAAUGCCAAGUCGGUGAAAACUUAGCGUAGACUGACACUAAAACCCAUGAUCAAACAUUUACUAUUCUACAUAAUUUAAAUUGUAUAAAUUUAAAUAGGUACUU
Molecule: messenger RNA, 897 nt
Organism: Cydia splendana
Lineage: Eukaryota; Metazoa; Arthropoda; Insecta; Lepidoptera; Tortricidae
Exons: 3
Coding region: 190-420 (76 amino acids)
Source: RefSeq, a predicted model, not a curated record